CUAUCGUUCGAACGUUACGGUCAGAGCGAGAGUAUUGCAAAAAUAAAACCGGAUAAGAAAAAAAAUUAAAAAGAGAGCUUUUUAUUUUUAAGCGUGUACUAAAAGAAACGCAUAAAAUAAUUAAAUAUUUUAUUUAAAUAUAAAAGAAAAUUCUUCUUUAAAGAAAAUAAUAACAAAAACAAAUAUUUGGAAAUUAAAAAGUACAGCUUUAAAAAACGCGUACUUUACCAAAACAAAAAAAAAAUUUUUUUUUUUGUUUUUUCUUUUUAUUUUAGGUGGGUCAUUGAAGUUAUUUAAUUAAAAUAUGAUUAUUAGGAAAAUUAUACUACCAGUUUUAGUAUUAUUUGUAUGGAAUUGUUUUGGACAAAGUGCAAACGAAUUAGAUGCCAACCAACAGCAACAGAGUUUGUUCCAGCAGCAAGAACCGCGAGCAUAUGUACCAGAUGCACAAUAUUUAGAUUUUGUUUAUCACGAUCAUGAUGAGUUAACGAGAUUUCUAAGAACAACCAGUGCUAGGUAUCCUAAUUUAACAGCUUUAUAUUCUAUUGGUAAAUCUGUGCAAGGACGUGAUCUAUGGGUAAUGGUAGUAUCAGCGUCGCCUUAUGAACAUAUGAUCGGCAAACCUGACGUCAAAUACGUUGGUAAUAUACAUGGAAACGAGCCGGUUGGAAGAGAACUUUUAUUACAUUUGAUACAAUAUUUUGUUACUAGUUAUUAUACAGAUCCAUAUAUAAAAUGGCUAUUAGAUAAUACUAGAAUACAUAUAUUGCCAGCAAUGAAUCCAGACGGUUACGCUGUGUCAAAAGAAGGAUCAUGUGAUGGUGGUCAAGGAAGGUAUAAUGCCAGAGGAUUCGAUUUAAAUAGAAAUUUUCCAGAUUAUUUUAAGCAAAAUAAUAAAAGGGGACAACCUGAAACCGAUGCUGUCAAAGAGUGGAUUUCAAAAAUCCAAUUUGUUUUAAGUGGUUCUUUGCAUGGUGGCGCUUUGGUCGCUAGUUAUCCAUAUGAUAAUACACCAAAUUCUAGAAUAUGCAGAUCAUCGGCACUAUGUGCGAGUGAGUACUCUCCAAAACGGUAUAUUUUUCAUCGUUUCUUCAAUGAAAUAUUAUUUCAAUUACUGUGUGAUUCUAUAAUUACACAAUUUAUCUUACCAAUAUUUUUACCUAUUUUUUCAACAUGUCCCCUUGGUGCAGUGUUUCAAAGUUAUGCCUCAGCACCAUCACUGACACCUGAUGAUGAUGUCUUCAAACAUUUAUCUUUAACAUAUGCUAAUAACCAUGCAAAAAUGUCACGAGGUGUCGCAUGCAAAUCAGCUACACCAGCCUUUGAGCAAGGAAUUACAAAUGGUGCUGCAUGGUAUCCACUAACUGGUGGUAUGCAAGAUUAUAAUUAUGUUUGGUACGGGUGUAUGGAGGUUACAUUAGAAAUUUCUUGCUGUAAAUUUCCACCGGCACAUGAGUUAAGAAAAUAUUGGGAAGACAAUCAAUUGUCUCUGAUAAAAUUUUUAGCUGAAGUACAUAGAGGUGUGCAAGGUUUCGUUAUGGAUCCCAAUGGUGCACCAAUUGAACGUGCAUCAUUAAAAGUCAAAGGCCGCGAUGUUGGAUUCCAAACAACUAAAUUUGGUGAAUUUUGGAGAAUACUACUACCUGGCGUAUAUAAAUUAGAGGUCUAUGCAGAUGGGUACUUACCAAAGGAAGUCGAAUUUAUGGUUGUGGAACAACAUCCUACAUUAUUAAAUGUUACGCUUCAACCUGGAAAGCCUGAACCUGCAAAGCAAUCUGUGAAAGCUGAUGGUAGAAUAAUUUUUCCGGUUAAUUGCAACGAUACUACUGGGUGCACUGUUGUAAUUUUACGAUCUGAUGGUGGAGCAUUUUUAUAUCGACCAAUUGCGUCGCCGCCACAUUUUAGACCACAAUCUCAACCACAAAUCGGAAGUGAAACUGGUAUCUUUACGUCGAUUAGCAACAGUUUAAAUAGUCUCUAUUCAAAUAUUUUUGGUUAAAAUCUACUUAUGCAUACAUAAGUAUACAUACAGAUAUGUAUGUAUGUAUUAUAAAUAAAUGCAUAUUUUCUAAUGUACACCCACAUAGAAGUAUAGUUUUAAAAUAUUAAAGAACUUAUAAUUUUAGAAUAAAAGAAUUAUAUGUAUAAUUUUCAUUAAAAAUAAGUUUAAGUCAAAUAUUCUUUUGAACAGUUUUAGGAUCUCUUACGACUUUGUACUCGUAUUGUUAUUAUGAAACUUUUUGUAUUGUCGUUUUCUUGUUUUUUUUCAAUAUUAUUGUAUAUGCGAAUUUUAAAAAUGAGUGAAAGUAUUUAUUUUUCAACUACAUAAUUAAAAAUAUUACAAAUACUAUAAAAAUUAAAAAUACAAUGUUAUAAAAAUUAUAAAGAAAAAUAAUCAAAUAACUACAUAUAUGAAGAUUUCAAAUAAAAAUUCCAAAAAAUUACAACUUAAUAAAAAAACAAGUCGAUUUUAAUUUAAAAUUUUAAUUGAAUAAAAGUACUUACAGUUAAAAAUUUGUUAUUUACACGUAUCUAUAUACAAACAUACUUAUUGUAAAAAAAAACAUAAGUUAAUUUUGUUACGAUAAAAGGUACUUUAAUCCUUCAACAAUAAUAAUUGCAAUCUCAGCAAAUUGUAACAAUAGCUAAUGUUUGAUAAAGCACAUGCAAUUCAAACAUAUGUAUAUGGAAAACAAUUCAUAUUUUUAAUCUUAGUCUUUUUAACAUGAUACUGUAGAGAGGAUUGAUAUUCAUAUACGUAUACAUAUUCAAAAAAUAACAUAGGAAGGUAAUAUUAUAUAACAAUUUCAAUAUCGGAUAAAUUUAGUCGUCCUUUUACUGCUUAUAUCACUUUCGAUUAUAUUGAAACCCAGAAAUGAUACUUGCUUUUUUCGUACAUUAUAAAAAAAAAAUUGAUCUGUAAUUUGUAGACUCGGCCAAUAAUGCACGGUGACCUAAAUAAUCUAUUGUUGUGAUGUAAAAUUUUCAUUUGUGUGAAAAGAAGCAAUUUAUGAUUAUAUUUAAAAUGUAAAAAUGUCACUAUAAAAAUUUAAAUUUUAAUGGAAUAUUAAAAAUGAUUUUUUAUAUUUUUCUGUCACCAACACAUUUUUUUUUUAAUUUAACUUUGAGAGUUGAUAAAAAUAAGUAUCUUCAUAUAUAUGCUUUAAGACGAACCUUUAAGAUUGGUUCGAAAGUAAAUAUAUAAAAUUAGACAAAACUAAAUUGAGUAAAUCGAUUGUGUUUAUAUUGCCUUACCUAUAAAAACUGCUACAAAUAACACACAAUAAUACACUCACAUUCACGUUAAAAUCUUAAUUAUUCACGGUUUCGAAUUUAGUCACAUUUCUUGUUCUUACACCCAAUUAUGAAUCUGAAUUUCUAUGGCACACUACUUUGGUCAACAACCAAUUUCUAUUUAAAGUUUACUUUUAUUUAAAGCACAAUAUGUGUGUGACUUUAAUAUAAUAAAAUCAACAAUAAUAAAUUUAUAGUAAUUGAUUUAACCGCAAUUGAAGUAAUAUUAACAAUUUUGAGUUUUGGAUAUUUUGAGUAACAAAAUUAACUUACGUUUUUCUUUAUUAAAAAUUUUGAGAGUAAGAAGUUUUGACGAUUUUAAUUUACGUAUGUAUACUUACACACGCACAAACAUAUUUGUGAUAAUCACAUUUUUGUUUUCUUAUACACUGACAUUAACUUUUAUUAAUAAAUUGUUUUCUUUUUUUUAAUGUCUCUAAUGCUGGGACUAAAUUAAUAUUUAUAAUUUUGUAUAUUUGUUUAAGAUUUAAACAAAUUUGAUCAAAAAGAGAAAAUUCUAAAUUAUAUUUAAAUUGCUUUUGAUGAAAA
This is a messenger RNA of Condylostylus longicornis, 3843 nucleotides long. Its product is annotated as carboxypeptidase D. Gene Ontology annotation, molecular function: zinc ion binding; metallocarboxypeptidase activity. Bases 305 to 1999 code for a protein of 564 amino acids. Lineage: Eukaryota; Metazoa; Arthropoda; Insecta; Diptera; Dolichopodidae. The transcript is spliced from 10 exons. Gene Ontology annotation, cellular component: cell surface. The record is from RefSeq and is a predicted model, not a curated record. Gene Ontology annotation, biological process: proteolysis.